Messenger RNA from Electrophorus electricus (electric eel), 3602 nucleotides. It is a transcript of the gene hcfc2, whose product is annotated as host cell factor C2. Gene Ontology annotation, cellular component: histone methyltransferase complex. Gene Ontology annotation, biological process: regulation of DNA-templated transcription; chromatin remodeling. Gene Ontology annotation, molecular function: protein binding; transcription coactivator activity. The record is from RefSeq and is a predicted model, not a curated record. NCBI's taxonomy places the organism in Eukaryota, Metazoa, Chordata, Actinopteri, Gymnotiformes, Gymnotidae.
GCCCACAGGAGAACGGCGUGCAAUUUCAAUUCCGAGUUCAAGUACCCUCUAUGCUUCCCAUAGACGUCUUGAAUUUUCUGAAAUCCUCCAAGCUAGUAUUUUAGUUUUAGUUAACCAUGGACAGCGCACGAAUCAAAGCCACUACGCACUGUUGCACUGCAAGAAAAUGAGGGUCGUUAAUCUGUGCAGUGUGGCUUUGGCGGACGGAGAAUAGGUAUAAUGGCUGCUGAGCCUCCUCUGUGGAAACGCGUUCACUCUGUUACCGGCCCGACGCCUCGAGCGAGACACGGACACCGGGCUGCAGCUAUCCGGGAGCUAAUCGUAGUGUUUGGAGGUGGAAACGAGGGAAUAUCCGAUGAGCUGCACGUCUACAACACAGUUUCCCGACAGUGGUUUCUUCCCGCGGUCAGAGGGGACAUCCCUCCCGGCUGCGCCGCGCAUGGUUUCGCCUGCGAGGGCACGCGGAUCGUGGUGUUUGGAGGCAUGGUGGAGUUUGGGAAGUACAGCAGCAGCAUCUACGAGCUGCAGGCAAGUCGCUGGCUGUGGAAGAAGUUAAAGCCCCGCCCGCCGAAGAGUGCCCCGCCCCCUUGCCCUCGUCUAGGGCACAGUUUCACACUCCAUGGCAGCAAGUGCUACCUGUUUGGAGGGCUAGCCAAUGACAGCGAGGACCCAAAUGGGAACGUGCCGCGGUACUUGGAUGAUUUCUAUGAACUGGAGUUGCAGACACAGUCAGGGGUGAAAGGCUGGAGCAUUCCUGAAACAAAAGGGGUGGGGCCCUGUCCCAGGGAGUCCCACACCUGUGUUGUGUACAGUGGCAGCGCCGGCAGCUCCCCAAAGCUGUAUAUUUUUGGAGGCAUGUGUGGGCAGAGGCUGGCAGACCUGUGGCAGCUGGAUAUCGAGACUAUGACUUGGUCAUUACCUCGGACCACGGGACCCUGUCCACUACCGAGAAGCCUCCACUCCUCGAAUGUGAUUGGAAACCAGAUGUAUUUGUUUGGGGGCUGGGUACCUGCUGAGGAGUGGGAUGGUAAAGCAAACGCUUUAGGACCAGAGUGGAUCUGUACGAGCUCCAUGUCGGUACUAAACCUGGACACAAUGACGUGGAGCAGUCUGAACCCAGAGGUUCCGCAGCAGUCGGGCUCAGGCCUGCGCUCUGCAGGCGUGGAGGACGAGGAGGGUGGCCGUUGGCCCAAGGCCCGCGCGGGCCACUGCGCUGUGACCAUCGCCACCCGCCUCUACAUCUGGAGCGGCCGCGACGGCUACAGGAAGAACUGGAACUACCAAGUGUGCUGCAAAGACCUGUGGUACCUGGAAACAGAGAAGCCAUCUUCCCCAGCAGCGGUGUUUUUGGUGAAGUCCACAAUCAACAUGCUUCAUGUAGCCUGGCGCCCCCUACCUGCAGCUGAAUGCUACUUACUUCAGCUGCAGCCUGUCACUCAUUCUCUGUCCCCGCCCACCAGUGGCUCUGAUUUGCCAAACACGUCGGCUCCACCUCCCAGUACUGGACAGGAGGUGAAGCGUCUACAGGAAUCUGUCCAAUCAAAGUCCGAGACAGCUCGAGACAUAGGAUGUGCAGAUGGAUCGUGUGAAGGAGAGAAUGGCUCAUCACUACAGGAGAGACCGGUAGCUGAGUGCAGAGAAGACAUCUGCUCUGCGGCGGAUCAGAACAGAGGACACUUCCGUCCCGUCACUGAUGUCUGUGCAGCAGAGUCUGCCCCUGCAGUAAAUGGCAAGCCCUUUGACCAAGUGAGGUGCGUGUCCAUGAAGGAGCAGAAUGGGGCAUCCCAGCAGCACCGAGAACAAGAUGCCUCUUCUCAGCAGACUAAGAGUUGUGAAGACUCUACAUGGUUUAAUGUGGGUAUAUUUAGAACGCUCUUCUCUGAGGUCACACACUACUAUUUACCCUCUGAGGGUGGAGUCACCAACCGAAUCUCUGAUAGUGAGUGGAAGAUUCCUGGGCCUCACAGUUUCGAAGCGCAAGAGAAGCAAGAGCUGGCACCUGGUGUUUCCUACCGCUUCAGGGUGGCAGGCCUGAACAGCUGUGGUCAGGGAGAUUUCAGUCCUGUCAGUGAGUUUAAGACCUGCCAGCCUGGAUUCCCCGGAGCACCUUCUGCUGUCAAAAUCACCAAGGCUUCUGACACAGUGCACAUCACCUGGGAGCCACCCACCUCUCUGUCAGGGAAGAUUCUAGAAUAUUCCAUGUACCUGGCGGUGCGAAAGACCCGGGGGAGCAACGUGGUGAAGCCCGAGGAGCUUGGGUUUAUACGCAUCUACCGUGGCACCAAGACCUCCUGCACUGUUAGUGCCACGCACCUGAGCAACGCGCACAUCGACUGCUCAGCCCGGCCUGCAGUCGUCUUCCGCAUCGCUGCGAAGAAUGAGCAGGGUUACGGCCCGGCCACGCAGAUCCGCUGGCUGCAAGAUACCAGUAAACUGAAGUCAUCGGGGUCGCAACCAGACUCCAGCUUUACAGAGGACGAACCCAAAGCCACCCGCGGGUAAACUCUGCUCCUCAGAAGGCUGAUGUGGCUUGUUUUGAUUUUCCUUCUGUUCAACUGUAGCUGUUAAGAAAGCAAUACCCUUUAUAUACUUAAAUGCACCUCUGAUCAUUUGUAUUCACUGUAAAUGUAAAUUGCCUAACUUAUUUUUAUAUAUUAAUUUUUGUACAUAAAAAUGUGUGAACUUGUGAAAAAUAAGUUAAUUUGGUUAAUGUUUAGGUUGUUCCUAAACCUUUUGUUCAUAGUAUAGGGUAGAUCUUUCCCCAGCCAUAAUAAACACACCUUUGAAUUUGUAUUUCUUACAUUAUUACUCUAAGUACUGCAUUAGUAAUGCAAACUCUGUAUGGGAGAUUUGUGCCCUCCUGCAGAUCAUAAUUUGAAGUCUUUACUCAGUUUACUUGGAUGUGACCAGACACUCAUGCCCCUCCACUGUAUAAGGUGGCAGGAUAAGAUUCUUCAUACAUAAACCUUCGUCUGGUCCAAGUUUACCUGCUUCCAGGCAUCAAGAUUCUGUAGAAAACAGUUGGUAUUUUACCUUAAGUAUAAAGGGGUUCCAAGAGACCACUUUAACCACAGUAAUUCCUUAAUCCUGCUCAGAUUUAGUGGGCUACAAGUUUUAGUUUAGAAUGGUAAUCAUCCCAGAAACACCCCCCACACAAUCAUUUCUACUUAUUUUCAGACAUCUAAUCAUAAACUAAAAUAAGCCUUAAAGUAUGCAGGUCUAAAGCCCUCAGUACACUUGAUGCAUUUAGUCCCACAAAUAGACAUACCUGUUGUGUAUGUGCUGUUUAUUUUUCCAUGGUCAAAGAGUGUGAAAACAUUUGUAAAGGCAAUAUAUUGGUGCUUACCUUUUGGUAUUUCCCUUUUCACAGUACUAAAAGUCUUAACAUUAGAGGGUAUAAUUUAACUAUGCAUUACAUGACUAAUGUCCAGUACGAUCACAAAAUAGUUUGUCAUUUUUGUCUGCUCGAAUUUAUGAUGCUAGUCUGUAGAUGCCUACUCACAACUGAUUUUCGAGUCUUUUUGUUUCAGACGUUCUCUACCUUUGUUCCACUGUAUGCAUUGGAUUCAUGGAGCAAAACUAAAUUAAAAAUGUAUAGUGUC